Molecule: messenger RNA, 3583 nt
Organism: Erigeron canadensis
Lineage: Eukaryota; Viridiplantae; Streptophyta; Magnoliopsida; Asterales; Asteraceae
Product: protein unc-13 homolog
Exons: 5
Coding region: 52-3069 (1005 amino acids)
Source: RefSeq, a predicted model, not a curated record
CACUUUACUCUUUUUUUUUUUUUGUUUCAUACACACACACUUUUUUUCAAAAUGGCUUCUCUCUUUAGUAGAGAAAGAAUACUGGGCCAUUCAAGAAGAGACUCAACCGGUUCAACCACAAUGAACGGAACCCGGUCCACCACCACCAUCACCACCACCGGUUCAUCCACUACUAAUUCCGGUUCACCGCCACUUCCAUCACCAUUCACUGACUUAACACCGUCACUAACCGCCACUGACCUCCGUGAAACCGCCUACGAGAUCUUCGUUGCCGCAUGCCGUACUUCAACCGGCAAAGCAUUGUCCUACAAUUCUCCGGCGAUGUCCGGUUCUCCAGCGGCGUCAGGUUCGCCGGCGGCGUUGUCAGCUUCACCGUCUCAGAGAUCGAUAACGUCGACGGCGGCGUCGAAGAUGAAGAAGGCGUUCGGUCUCCGAUCUAGCUCGUCUGUCGGUGCCGGAAGUCCUGGCUCAGCUGGAUCCGGCGGCGGCGGUGGUUCCGGUGGGAAGGCGGUGAAGAAGGUUAUGACUGUUGGUGAGUUAAUUAGGAUUCAGAUGAAGAUUUCUGAAGCUGCUGAUUCUAGAAUUAGAAGAGCAUUGUUGAGAAUUUCUGCUGGUCAGGUUGGGAGACGAGUUGAAAUGAUGGUUCUUCCAUUAGAGCUAUUACAGCAGUUUAAAUCUUCAGAUUUUACCGACCAACAAGAGUAUGAUAUGUGGCAGAAGAGAAACUUGAAGAUGUUGGAAGCUGGACUUCUUUUACACCCUCAUGUGCCACUUGGCAACUCCACGACUGCUUCCCAGAGGCUGCAAAAAAUUAUUCAUGGUGCAUUGGAAAGACCAAUUGAAACUGGAAGGAAUAACGAGGCAAUGCAAGUUUUACGUGGAGCUGUAAUGUCACUUGCCAACCGAUCGAAUGAUGGGUUGUCAGAAUCAUGCCAUUGGGCAGAUGGGGUUCCGUUGAAUCUUAGACUCUAUGAGAUCCUUCUAGAAACAUGCUUUGAUGCUAAUGAUGAAUCGUCUAUUAUAGAUGAAGUUGAUGAGGUUAUGGAACUCCUUAAGAAAACAUGGGGAAUACUAGGAAUAAACCAAAUGUUUCAUAACAUAUGUUUUUCGUGGGUUUUAUUUAAUCGUUUUGUUUCAACUGGACAAUUAGAUAAUGAUCUGCUGUAUGCUGCUGAUUGCCAGCUUGUAGAAGUUGCAAAAGAUGCAAAGACAACGAAGGAUACUACUUAUGCUAAAAUCUUGAAUUCUACAUUGACAUCGAUAUUGGGCUGGGCUGAAAAACGACUUCUUGCAUAUCAUGAUACGUUUGACAAAGGAAAUAUUAAUUCUAUGCAGAGUAUUGUUUCUUUGGGGGUAUCAGCUGCUAAAAUUUUGGUUGAAGACAUAUCUAAUGAGUACCGUCGCCGAAGAAAAAAUGAAGUUGAUGUGCCUCGAAGUAGGACUGAUACAUACAUUAGGUCAUCGCUUCGGACUGCCUUUGCCCAAAUAAUGGAGAAAGCAGAUUCAAGCAGGAGGGCAUCACGAAACCAGCCAAACCCACUUCCGGUCCUUGCUAUUCUUGCGAAAGACGUUGGUGAAUUAGCUACCAAAGAAAAGAAAAUGUUUAGCCCAAUACUCAAAAGAUGGCAUCCUCUUGCUGCUGGUGUGGCUGUUGCCACUCUUCAUAUUUGUUAUGGGAAUGAAUUAAAACAAUUUAUUUCGGGUAUAACCGAGUUGACGCCAGAUGCAGUGCAAGUUUUGAGAGCUGCUGAUAAGUUAGAGAAAGACCUUGUUCAGAUAGCAGUUGAGGAUUCGGUUGAUAGUGAUGAUGGUGGGAAAGCAAUCAUUCGUGAGAUGCCACCUUUUGAAGCUGAAGCUGCAAUAGCCAAUCUUGUCAAAGGUUGGACCAAGUUGAGAUUGGACAGAUUGAAGGAGUGGGUAGACAGAAAUCUUCAACAAGAGGUAUGGAAUCCACGAGCUAAUCAAGAAGGAUAUGCUCCCUCUGCUAUUGAAGUCUUGAGGAUUAUAGAUGAAACUCUGGAUGCCUUUUUUCAGUUGCCAAUUCCCAUGCAUCCAGCAUUGCUUCCUGAUUUAAUAGUUGGCCUUGAUAGAUGUCUCCAGUAUUACGCAAGUAAAGUGAAGUCAGGUUGCGGAUCAAGAAAUACAUAUAUUCCCACUAUGCCGGCAUUGACCAGGUGUGCAGCGGAGGCAAAGUUUCAUGGUGUAUUCAAGAAAAAGGAAAAAUCUGCCAUCCUACAGAGAAGGAAUUCUCAGGUUGCUACAAUGAACGGGAAUAAUAACGCUUUUGGAGUACCACAAUUAUGUGUACGUAUAAAUACUUUGCAACAAAUUCGUACAGAGCUCGAAGUUUUAGAGAAAAGAAUCAUAACCCUUCUGAGAAAUUCUGAAUCCGCUCAUGUUGAAGAUUUUUCAAAUGGUUUAUCAAAAAAGUUUGAUCUCACCCCGGGUGCGUGUUUGGAAGGCAUUCAACAGCUGUGUGAGUCCAUGGCUUACAAGAUUGUGUUUCAGGAUCUUAGCCAUUCUCUUUGGGAUGGUCUUUAUGUUGGUGAGCUGUCAUCUUCCACAAUCGAACCUUUCCUUCAGGACCUAGAACAGAAUUUAAUGGUUAUUGCAGAGACAGUGCAUGAGGUAGUCCGGACACGUUUAGUGGCUGAGAUUAUGAAAGCAUCUUUUGAAGGCUUCUUGUUGGUUUUACUUGCUGGUGGCCCAUCACGUUCUUUUACCCGUCAAGAUUGUCAACUUAUUGAAGACGACUUUAAGUCCCUUAAGGAUCUAUUUUGGGCUAACGGUGAUGGGUUGCCAAUGGAUGUAAUAAAUAAGUUUUCAACUACAGCAAGAGAUGUUCUUCCACUUUUUCGAACUGAAACUGAGACUAUUAUUGAGCGAUUCAGGCGUUUGACUCUAGAGAUUUACGGGUCAUCUGCCAAAUCCCGACUCCCAUUACCCGCAACUUCAGGUCAGUGGAGCUCAUCUGACCCAAACACUCUCUUACGUGUUUUGUGCUAUAGAAAUGAUGACGCAGCUUCUAGAUUCCUAAAGAAAACUUACAAUUUGCCUAAGAAACUAUGAUGAUCCCUGCAUACUUCACCAGGGAAUCUGGGUAUUUCCUUGAAUCUUACCAUAUGAUUACUACAUAAGUUCACCAGGGAACUAGGGAUUUCCAUAGAUCUUACUGUAGUUCUGUUUGGAUUUGUAAUGUUGGCUAUAAAGUAAGCAGGCUACCUUAAAGGUUAUGUUUUUGUACAGUUGAUCUUCGAGAAUCUUUUUGUUAAAUCAACCCCACCCAGUCCUCCCUUGUUCUGAUUCAGAUGGCGGUUUAGCAUGAAGAACUGUUUAGCAUAAAGAACUGCUCGAAGUCGAAGAUUCGUUAUUGUUGCCAUCAGAGCGCGGUGUUUAUAUAAGUUCUUUGGACCUUUUUACUUCUGCUUCAAGGCUGCAUUUCUUGAUUGUUUUCGUUCUGAUGGAAAACUUGCUUCUUUUUUGAAAGCCUAUUCUCAAUGGAUGUAAUUGGUGCUAAAGACUACUGUUGGGAAAGUUGCUCACAACCCAGAUUCUGAAUUAAUGUUAGGUAUUUAUUUAUUGU